AUGACUUCUGAGCGUGAGAGCAAGACGUUCCUCGCGAGGCUCUGCGAGCAGGCCGAGCGCUACGAUGAGAUGGUCGGGUACAUGAAGGAAGUCGCCAACAUUGGAGGCGAACUUACCGUCGACGAGCGUAACUUGCUCUCUGUUGCCUACAAGAACGUGGUCGGUACCCGUCGUGCCUCCUGGCGCAUCAUCUCCUCCAUUGAGCAGAAGGAGGAAUCCAAGGGCUCUGAGCAGCACGUUUCGAUCAUCCGUGACUACCGCCAGAAGAUCGAGACCGAGUUGGAGAAGGUUUGCCAGGAUGUCCUCGACGUUCUGGACGAGUCUCUCAUCCCCAAGGCCGAGACUGGCGAAUCCAAGGUCUUCUACUACAAGAUGAAGGGUGACUACCACCGUUACCUCGCUGAAUUCGCCUCUGGAAACAAGCGCAAGGUCGCUGCCACUGCCGCCCACGAUGCUUACAAGAAUGCUACCGAAGUUGCCCAGACCGAACUCACCCCCACCCACCCCAUCCGUCUCGGUCUCGCCCUUAACUUCUCCGUCUUCUACUACGAGAUCCUGAACUCGCCCGACCGUGCCUGCCACCUCGCCAAGCAGGCUUUCGAUGAUGCGAUCGCUGAGCUCGACUCGCUCUCCGAGGAAAGCUACCGCGACAGCACCUUGAUCAUGCAGCUCCUGCGUGACAACCUGACCUUGUGGACUUCUUCCGACGGCAAUGACGCCGACAGCGCCAAGGAGGAUAAGCCCGAAGAGGAGGCCGCACCCGCCCAGGAGGACAAGGGUGAGGAACCCAAGCCCGCUGCCGCCCCUGAGUCUUGA
Molecule: messenger RNA, 816 nt
Organism: Aspergillus wentii DTO 134E9
Lineage: Eukaryota; Fungi; Ascomycota; Eurotiomycetes; Eurotiales; Aspergillaceae
Product: 14-3-3 adaptor artA-like protein
Exons: 8
Coding region: 1-816 (271 amino acids)
Biological process (GO): signal transduction
Cellular component (GO): cytoplasm
Source: RefSeq, a predicted model, not a curated record